AUGGCUCUCAUCUGCAUCAGACUCCCACUCACCUCGGGGAUAAAUCCAGGAGACGGCACUGUCUUGCGGCAGGAUCGUGAUCCUGACUACGGUGUAUGCCUCGCUGCAGGAACGGCGAAGCGUAACUUGAAUCGGCCGAAUCUUACCAUGAUCGUAAUGAUUGAUAACAGCGGAGGUCCAAAAACGCCGUGUCACACUUUGGCAGGGAAUACUUCUGCAGCCAACUUCUCCAAUGUUUUACCAUCUGCCCGCUCAGGCAAUCACAAAGACUAA
Aspergillus niger is the source of this 273-nucleotide messenger RNA. RefSeq lists its product as hypothetical. The transcript is spliced from 2 exons. Lineage: Eukaryota; Fungi; Ascomycota; Eurotiomycetes; Eurotiales; Aspergillaceae. The coding region runs from base 1 to 273 and encodes 90 amino acids. The record is from RefSeq and is a predicted model, not a curated record.